AUGGCACCUGGCAUUGUCGAGCCUGCUGUGUCGGUGGAGUCGACGCGGUCUUUGAUCUCAGUCACCGACGCCUACGAUGACACGCUCCGCUUUUACCUCAAUGGCACUAAAGUCAUCCUAGAUUCUGCUGACCCAGAAGUCACUUUGUUAGAGUACCUGCGAGGCAUUGGACUUACGGGGACGAAGCUUGGUUGUGCUGAGGGAGGAUGUGGCGCUUGUACAGUUGUUGUCUCCCAAUAUAAUCCUACGACUAGGCAAGUCUACCAUGCCUCAGUCAAUGCCUGCCUCGCACCGCUGGUAAGUGUCGACGGCAAGCAUGUUAUCACGGUGGAGGGCAUUGGGAACGUCAAGCAACCUCAUCCAGCACAGGAGAGGAUAGCCAAGAGCAACGGCAGCCAAUGCGGUUUCUGUACCCCUGGCAUUGUCAUGAGCCUAUACGCUCUCCUUCGAAAUGAUCCCAACCCCACCGAACACGACGUUGAAGAGGCCUUCGAUGGCAACCUCUGCAGGUGUACGGGAUACCGACCGAUAUUGGACGCUGCUCAGAGCUUCAGUGCGGAAAGAACUUGCGGAAAAGCCACCGCAAAUGGAGGAGGAGGAUGUUGUAUGGAGAAGAAUGGCAACGGGGAUGGAUGCUGUAAGAGUGGAGUCGACGGCGAAGAGCAACCGAUCAAGAGAUUUACGCCCCCUGGAUUCAUCGAAUACAAGCCUGAUACCGAGCUCAUAUUCCCUCCCAUGCUCCGCAAACACGACUUCAAACCCCUAGCAUUUGGUAAUAAGAGGAAGCGGUGGUUUAGGCCCGUCACUUUACAGCAGCUACUGGAGAUAAAGAGCGCAUACCCCUCGGCGAAGAUCAUCGGAGGUAGCACCGAGACGCAGAUUGAGAUCAAGUUCAAGGCUAUGCAAUAUUCCGCUUCGGUCUUUGUCGGAGAUAUUCCAGAGCUUCGGCAGUACUCAUUCGAAGAUGACUACUUAGAAAUUGGUGGAAACAUCGUGCUCACCGACCUGGAGAAGAUCGCCAAAGAGGCUGUCAAACAUUACGGAGAGGCCUGCGGUCAGCCUUUUGCUGCUAUCCUAAAGGCGAUUCGAUACUUUGCAGGAAGGCAAAUCCGGAACGUUGGCACUCCAGCUGGAAACCUUGCAACAGCUUCCCCUAUUUCCGAUCUGAACCCCGUCUUUGUUGCGUCCAACGCGACCCUAAUUGCGAAAUCCCUCGACAAGACCACGGAGAUACCCAUGUCCGAGUUCUUCAAGGGUUACCGCGUCACGGCUCUACCUCCCGAUGCCGUCAUUGCCGGCCUGCGGAUACCAGCUGCUAAAGAAAAGGGGGAAUACAUGAGGGCCUACAAACAAGCGAAGAGGAAAGAUGACGAUAUUGCCAUCGUCAACGCAGCUUUAAGAGUCCAUCUCAAUGACGCCUAUGUCGUUGAAAACGUGAGUCUAGUAUAUGGCGGUAUGGCACCUAUCACAAUUGCUGCUAAGAAGGCUGGAGAGUUCCUAGAUGGUAAGAAAUGGACCGAUCCGGCGACUCUGGAGGGUGUCAUGGGUGCCCUGGAAGAGGAUUUCGAUCUAAGAUUCGGCGUUCCUGGCGGUAUGGCGACAUACAGGAAGUCCCUUGCUCUCGGCUUCUUCUACAAGUUCUACAACGAAGUCCUAGCUGAGCUCAAGGCCGAGGAGGCUAUCGUGGAUGCAGAGGCAAUCGGCGAGAUUGAACGGAUCAUAUCCCACGGAUCCAAGGAUCAUGCUUCUGCGAAAGCGUAUGAGCAGAAGAUUCUAGGCUCGGAACGACCGCACGUUGCUGCGAUGAAGCAAUGUACUGGAGAAGCUCAAUACACUGACGACAUCCCUGUACAGAAGAACGAGCUUUAUGGAUGUCUCGUCCUAUCUACCAAAGCACAUGCAAAGCUCGUUAGUGUAGAUCCAUCGGCAGCAUUGGAUCUCCCUGGAGUCUUCGACUACGUGGACCACCACGACCUCCCGAAUCCUGAGGCCAAUUGGUGGGGUGCUCCUGUGGCCGAUGAAGUCUUCUUCGCCGUAGACGAGGUGUUCACUGCCGGUCAGCCAAUUGGCAUCAUACUUGCCUCGUCUGCGAAGCAAGCAGAAGCUGCUGCCCGGGCUGUCAAGGUCGAGUAUGAAGAUCUUCCAGCUAUUUUCACGAUUGAAGAGGCUAUCGAGAAGGAGAGCUACUUCGAACAUUUCCGCUACAUCAUCAAGGGCGACACUGAGAAGGCCUUCGCUGAAGCAGAUCAUGUCUUCACCGGCAUAGCGAGGAUGGGCGGCCAGGAGCAUUUCUACCUCGAGACUCAAGCAGUGGUUGUAGUUCCGAAACACGAAGACGGAGAAAUGGAUGUCUUCAGCAGCACACAGAAUCCGACCGAGACCCAGGCGUAUGUGGCUCAAGUCACAGGAGUUGAUGCCAACAAGAUUGUUUCGAGAGUAAAGCGUAUGGGAGGUGGUUUCGGUGGUAAGGAGACUAGGUCUGUUCAACUUGCUGGUAUCUGCGCCGUUGCCGCAAAGAAGGCUCGACGGCCAGUGCGGUGCAUGCUCAACCGAGACGAGGAUAUCAUGACUUCUGGUCAGCGUCAUCCCUUCCUCGGAAGGUGGAAAGUUGCGGUUAAUAAGGACGGCAAAAUCCAAGCUCUCGAUGCAGACGUAAUCAACAACGGCGGUUGGAGUCAAGAUCUGAGUGCUGCUGUCGUCGAUCGAGCACUGUCCCAUGUCGACGGAGUGUACAUGAUUCCAAACAUCCACGUCCGGGGACGAAUCGCGAAGACCAACACCGUCUCCAACACAGCAUUCCGAGGCUUCGGUGGACCGCAAGGCAUGUUCAUCGCCGAGUCCUACAUGUCAGAAGUCGCAGACCAUCUCAACAUUCCCGUCGAGAAGUUCCGCGAGAUCAACAUGUACAAGCCCGGCGAAGAAACCCACUUCAACCAAGAACUCAAAGACUUCUACGUCCCCCUCAUGUACAAACAAGUACAAGAUGAAUCCAACUACGCCCAACGCCGCCAAGCCAUCGAAGAGUUCAACGCAACCCACAAAUGGAACAAGCGCGGCCUUGCCAUCAUCCCCACCAAAUUCGGCAUCUCCUUCACAGCCCUCUUCCUCAACCAAGCUGGCGCCCUCGUCCACAUCUACCACGACGGCUCCGUCCUCCUCGCGCACGGCGGCACAGAAAUGGGCCAAGGCCUACACACCAAGAUGACCAUGAUCGCAGCCGAAGCACUCCAAGUGCCGCAAUCCAGCGUCUUCAUCUCCGAAACCGCCACCAACACGGUCGCCAACACGUCGUCGACGGCCGCCUCGGCCUCGUCCGACCUCAACGGCUACGCCAUCUGGAACGCUUGCGAGCAGCUCAACGAGCGCCUGGCGCCCUACCGCGCCAAGCUCGGCCCGGACGCGACCAUGAAGCAGCUCGCGCACGCCGCCUACUUCGACCGCGUCAACCUCUCGGCCAACGGCUUCUACAAGACGCCCGACAUCGGCUACGUCUGGGGGCCUAACACGGGGCAGAUGUUCUUCUACUUCACGCAGGGCGUCGCGGCCGCCGAGGUCGAGAUCGACACGCUGACGGGCGACUGGACGUGCCGGCGCGCGGACAUCAAGAUGGACGUCGGCCGCAGCAUCAACCCGGCCAUCGACUACGGCCAGAUCGAGGGCGCGUUUGUGCAGGGCCAGGGCCUGUUCACGACGGAGGAGAUGCUGUGGCAUCGGGCCAGUGGGCAGAUUUUCACGCGCGGGCCCGGCGCGUAUAAGAUCCCGGGCUUUCGGGAUGUGCCGCAGGAGAUGAAUGUGAGUUUGUUGAAGGAUGUGCAGUGGGAGAAUUUGAGGACGAUUCAGCGGAGUCGUGGGGUUGGCGAACCGCCGCUGUUCAUGGGCUCGGCUGUCUUCUUCGCUAUCCGCGAUGCGCUGAAGGCUGCGAGGAAGCAGUUCGGCGAGGAGGAGGUGCUUAGUUUGGUCUCACCGGCGACGGUGGAGCGGAUUAGGGUUAGUUGUGCGGAUCCGAUUAUCCAGCGGGCACGGGUGGAGCCGAGGGAGGGGGAGAAGAGCUUCUUCAUUUCGAUCUAA
Molecule: messenger RNA, 4068 nt
Organism: Mytilinidion resinicola
Lineage: Eukaryota; Fungi; Ascomycota; Dothideomycetes; Mytilinidiales; Mytilinidiaceae
Product: xanthine dehydrogenase
Exons: 4
Coding region: 1-4068 (1355 amino acids)
Molecular function (GO): molybdopterin cofactor binding; xanthine dehydrogenase activity; FAD binding
Source: RefSeq, a predicted model, not a curated record